This is a messenger RNA of Gryllus bimaculatus (two-spotted cricket), 450 nucleotides long. NCBI's taxonomy places the organism in Eukaryota, Metazoa, Arthropoda, Insecta, Orthoptera, Gryllidae. The record is from the annotation of a GenBank genome assembly.
AUGCGGCAAAGAGGAGCGCAGUUCCAGUGCCUCUGCACUGCCCGUACCGCAAGCGCUGUCGCGCAACACGACUUGAUCGCGUUACACAAGAAGAACGCAGCCACGCGCGGACCCCGGCUGCCGAGACGAGGGCGGGGCGGGCGCGGGGCUGGGCCUCCGCCCUGGCGGCCUUACCCCCGUCCCUGCGACUCGCUCUCGGACGCGACUCAGUUGACGCGCGCGCGGGGCGCGACCGUCCGCAGCCUCGCGCCGCAAGUUUUUGUGCCGCCUAGCGCCGCGGCCGCCGGCCGGUGCCUCGCGGCCCCGCACGUCCCGCCCGCGCCCGCGUCUCGGCCUCGCUCCCACGCGCGCGACUGCGCUCGUCCCCCGCACCCGCUGCCCACAGACGAUCGCCCUCCUGCACUGCCGGCCGGCUGGCCGACGAGUUCGACGAUGCGCCAGCACCGAUAA